This is a messenger RNA of Pangasianodon hypophthalmus (striped catfish), 2473 nucleotides long. Its product is annotated as GTP-binding protein Rhes. The transcript has a single exon. Bases 234 to 860 code for a protein of 208 amino acids. Lineage: Eukaryota; Metazoa; Chordata; Actinopteri; Siluriformes; Pangasiidae. The record is from RefSeq and is a predicted model, not a curated record. Gene Ontology annotation, molecular function: GTP binding; GTPase activity.
GCAACAGAGGCAUCUGUGAGCUUUUACUACAAGUCAUAAAAACAAGAGGAGAGGAGUUUCAAGAUAAGCCGCUGUGCUGAACGUAAAGAAUCUGAGAAAGCUGAAGGAGAAGAAAAAGAAAAAGAAGAAGGAGAAGAAGAAGCAGAGCCUGAAACGUGAAGAAAAAUAGAAAGAAACCUCAAUUCGUUCUAUCCACCAAACCUCUAAGCAGCAGGAGAUCCGUUUCCUAGACCAUGUCUCUGGACGUGAAGGAGAAGACCCAGGUGCGUCUGGUGUUCAUGGGAGCAGCCGGCGUAGGCAAGACUUCGCUGAUCCGUCGCUUCCUGAACGACUCGUUUGAGACGAAACACAGGCGCACGGUGGAGGAGCUGCACAGCAAAGAGUACGAGUUCUCGGGCAUCAAGGUGACCGUGGAGAUCCUGGACACGAGCGGCAGCUACUCGUUCCCGGCCAUGCGCAAGCUCUCCAUCCGCAACGGCGACGCCUUCGCACUCGUCUACUCCAUCGACGAUGCAGAGUCUCUCGAGACGGUCAAGAAUCUGCGCGAUGAGAUCCUGGAGGUCAAGGAGGACAAGUUCACGCCCAUCGUGGUGAUUGGCAACAAGAGAGACCGUGAUGAGUGCAGGCAGGUGAGCGUCGAAGAUGUCCUGGCUACGGUGGAGCUGGACUGGAACAACAACUUCCUGGAGGCAUCAGCGAAGGAGAACGAAAAUGUCGUGGAGGUGUUCAGGGAACUUCUCCAGCAAACCAACCUGCCCAGGCGGCUGAGUCCAGCACUGAGACGACGCCGAGAGACAUUUCCUAAAGACACCAGCUUCAGGCCUCCUAUGAAUAAAACCAACAGCUGCACAGUGUCCUAACCUCAGACAUCCAACACGUUGAGGACGUUUCUCCAGGAGGAGACAUCUGCAAGAUGAACAACACCUCCAUACUUCUCACUCUGUUUGAGAACACUGAGAUCUUCUCUGCAUCGUUCUUUCAUGCGGGAGAGAAAAAUGAACAUAACGAAGAACAGGUGAAAACACUGAGCAAAGAUGACAACACCCACAAUUCCUCUCUGCUUCCUGACUGCAGGUGAGGGAGGACCUGAAGGAAAAAAAAAAAAACAGAAUAAAUCUAUAAAUGAACAUGAAGGUAAAGAAGUGACAAAGACUCGUUUAAAUGUUUGUGCUGCUCCAGAAAAGACGUUCGAUCAAUGUGUUAAUAAUAUUUUGCAUAUCGUGUUAGUGUUGCUUGUAACAAAACCACGCUCGCCAUAUUGUGAAGAUUAAUUCAUAAAAAAUCAAUUAUACACCAUGCUGACAAGUUGGUUUUUUUCUGCGGGUUCUUCAGCCAGGGGUUCCUACAAUCAACUACUAUUGGUUUAGAGACUUUAUUAUCGAGUUAUAAGCUGAACGCUUGGUCAUGAGUUUUGAACGGAUUUAAUCUAAAAGCUAAAACGCUAAUUUAAAAAGUCAGCAUAUUAAAAAAAUUAUGUAAAAAAUAUAUAUUUCAAAAUAUUAUCAUUUGGUUUAUGCAGAAGAUCAUUUCAGGAAUAAAAUUUCUAAUGGCUUCAAUAAAUAAAAAUAAAUGUGAUGGUAUUAUAUCAUAUUAACCUAAUGUGCUUAAUACUUAAAUAGAGUGUAUUUCAUUCAAAAAAAUAAAUCUUUGCUUUGAUGGAAUAAUAUUAAAGGAAAUUAAAUAUAUUUUUUAGAACGGGGGCCACUCGCUGCAAAAGUUUUGGCACCCACCAUCCAGGUACACCAAGCACCGUAUAAACCGGGCAACUCAUUGUAAUUGUGCAUUUAAACAUAUUCUGUAUUCAGUAUAUUAUAUAUAAAUGUCAUGAAUUUUAUAUAUGUAUGCAUUAACUGAUGAUGUUGUUAUUAUGUUUACAUGAAGAGAUAGAAAUAUAAAAGUGUAUAAAAACAAACCCGAUGUUGUCCGCUGUUUGAUGAAUUUGUUGUUUUGGACUUGUUCAUAUGCACUUUGUCGAGUAUUUUUUUACGUAUACGUAAAAUGUUUUUUUUUUUACAUGAACCGUACAUGAAUGUAUACAAUGUGUUUCAAAGAAGAAUUAAAUUCCUGAAAAUGUUUUUAUUUUCUUUUUAAAGGAUUGUACUCUCUCUGAAAUUGUACUCUACUGUCUAUACCCUACUAACGACAAAGUGCAUUAUGGGUAUUGUGUACUUCAGGUUAACAUAUGUUGUCCACUGUAGUUAAUAAACAACAAAAUGAUAAACCUCAGAACAGUGCACUAUGUAGUGGAUAGGGUGCAGUUUUUGGACGCUUGCUGCAUGUUAGGAGUUGCACGUGUUAAUAAAUGGAUGGCAUUAACAGAAUUUUAAAAAUAGAAGCAGUUUGUUGGUUAAUGUUCAUGGAGAUUUUAGUUUCAUACAUGACUUUCUUAGAGGAAAUUGAAUUGUCUUUGUUUUAAAAACGCAUUUUUGGAAAAGUCAAGAUUGGUAAUGUAAUAAACAAUCCAAUGAAAAGA